This is a messenger RNA of Contarinia nasturtii (swede midge), 1099 nucleotides long. It is a transcript of the gene bonsai, whose product is annotated as 28S ribosomal protein S15, mitochondrial. The record is from RefSeq and is a predicted model, not a curated record. The transcript has 4 exons. NCBI's taxonomy places the organism in Eukaryota, Metazoa, Arthropoda, Insecta, Diptera, Cecidomyiidae. Bases 96 to 968 code for a protein of 290 amino acids.
UGUAUAGUUUUUUCAUUGAAUUGAAUGAAAAUACUGCACAAGAUUGUUAAUGAGAUUUUAGUUUCAACUUUUUGCCCUUUUUGUACCGCAACAAAAUGUUUAGUUUAAUUACGAAGCAUACGGUAAAUUCGAGCAAAAAUAUAAUAAUUAAUCCAGCAAUAUUGGCACGAACGAGAACCGUCAAUUUAAAAAUAAAAUGGGAACCACCAGAACGAAUUUCACGAUGGAAGGCAGAACGAACUGGUGAUAUUGGAUCUUUUGUUCUACCAGAUCCAACAAAUAUUUGUGUUCAGUAUCAAUUUUCGUCCGAAUUAGAGAAUGCUGAGCCAAACGUUCGAAAUCAAUUUACCCUUGGAUGGCAUCCGUUGAAAUAUACGAAAGAAUUUUAUGAAAAGACAUUGAUUGAUUCAGUUCGAUCGCAUGUUUAUGAUUACAAUUCGCCAGUGGCCAUGAUUGCCCAAUUGACUGGCAGCAUUCGAUACAUGCAAUGGUGUAUUGCAAAUCAAAAAGAACGUCGUAGAACGCGAGAAGUUUAUCGAUUGCAAAUUCAUAAAUUGACGGUGGGUCGAUUUCAUAUGCUUAAAAAUUUGCGUCAAACGGACUACAAACAAUACGAAUGGCUGUUGGAGCGUUUGGACUUGCAAUUCAAGCCCAAACCGUCAAAAGAAAAUGAAAUCAUGAUUUCUCGAAAAGAAGGUUUGCGUCAACUAACCAAUUCGUAUUGUGAGGAAGUUAAAAAUGAAAAAUUGGACGCAUAUCGAAAGCAAUUGGAUGCAGACAAAUUGCCAUUUUUGGAGCAAAAAUUGAAGAAUUUGGAAUUUAUACGAAAUGAACAAAUGGCAUUAAAAGUUCCAUGCACCAUAACUAAGGAACAAAUUGAAGAAAUACGAAAACAAUACGAAGAAAUGAAGAAAGUGCACGAAGCCAAUAAGAUCCAACCAACCAAAAAGAAAUGGAGAGUUUACUAAUUAAAAAAAAUGCAUUUGUGUGUAUAGAUUUUAGUUUUCUAACAAUUCGACACAUGUGCACUGCUUGUCUACAGUCAUAAUCAAUUGAAGGAAAAUAAAAGGAUGAAAAAAAACUAUUAUUUUCGAAAAAA